Messenger RNA from Anastrepha obliqua, 3558 nucleotides. RefSeq lists its product as uncharacterized. Gene Ontology annotation, biological process: DNA integration. Gene Ontology annotation, molecular function: nucleic acid binding. The transcript has a single exon. NCBI's taxonomy places the organism in Eukaryota, Metazoa, Arthropoda, Insecta, Diptera, Tephritidae. Bases 1 to 3558 code for a protein of 1185 amino acids. The record is from RefSeq and is a predicted model, not a curated record.
AUGCCAGAACAAGAGGAGCUUAUGAAACUGUUGCAGAUGCAAAGCAAAUUACUGGAGCAAUUGACUCAAAAAUCAAAGCAGCCAGUAGAAAAUUCAAAGGAACAGUUGAUGGAGUCAUUGGCAAAAAGCAUAGCAGAAUUUUGCUAUGAUGCCACAAACGCACUCACAUUCGACACGUGGUAUGCACGUCACGAAGACGUUUUCUUCGUCGAUGGCAAAGAUUUGGACGAAGCAUCACGCGUUCGCCUCUUAAUGAGGAAGCUAAAUCCAAUUGCGUAUAACAAGUAUGCAACAUAUAUUUUACCAAAAAAUCCACGAGAUUUCACAUUCGAAGAAACAGUCUCCAAGCUGGGAGAAAUGUUCGGUGCAAAUGAAUCGCUCUUCAGUAUAAGAUACAAAUGUUUGCAAAUUAGUAAGAAUCAACAGGAAGACCUGGUAUCGUAUGCAGCCAGGGUCAAUGCUCAAUGUGAAAAAUUUAGACUGUCGGAACUUUCGGCAGAUCAAUUCAAAUGCCUCAUCUAUGUAUUUGGGUUGCAAGCACACACAGAAGCCGACAUUCGUAUAAAAAUAUUGGCAAAACUAGAAGAAGAUUCACAGCAAACAUUAAACUCUCUGGUGAGUCAUGCGAAAAAAUUCAUCAAUCUAAAGAAAGAUACAGCAAUGGUGGAAGAGACAAAAGCCGUAAUAACCAACGCAAUACAUGCAAAUACACGCCAAAGCAAGAACGAUGCAACUAAAAAUAGCAAAACAAAUAAAGCGAAGAUUCCAAAAACACCCUGUUGGAAUUGCGGAGACAUGCACUAUGCAAAAUAUUGUACAUAUCGCAAUCAAAAGUGUAACAAAUACGGUCAUACGGAGGGGUACUGUAAUUCAUACAGCGCCAGCAAAAGCAAAAGCACAAGACCUCAGCGACACAAGCAACAACAAACGAGCAACAAAGGUCACAACAGUUGCUUACAAGUAAAUUCAAUAACGCAUGUUAAUCGACGCAAAUACGCAACCGUAAGCAUAAAGCCGAUAGAAACCGCAACUUCAUCGUUUCCGUCGUGUGAUGUCAGAAUGCAGGUGGACACCGCCUCGGACGUCUCGCUAAUGGGAAAGUUCACAUGGAUACAAAUGGGUCAACCGGGAAUACGGUUGGAGAACAAAUACGUUACCAGCGCAUCAAAAGAUAAGAUUCAACUACUAGCCGAAUUUUCUUGUGAAGCUAGGCUAAACGGGGAAGUACAAUACUGUAAUUUAUUCGUAGCAAAUAUUGAUUCUUUGAACAUCUUAGGAGUUGACUGGUGUGACAUUUUCCAUAUUUGGGAAAAGCCUCUCAAUCUCAUUUGUAACAACAUCAUAUCGGUUCAAGAUCAACAAUCUACUAUUUUGAAGCAUAUACAGCAAGACUAUGCGGACAUAUUCAAGCCAAAUCUGGAAAGUUGUAGCACAGUUACAUCAGCAUUGCAUCUAAAGCCGGAUGCUAAACAAAUUUUUCGCGCAAAAAGGCCAGUAGCACAUUCCAUGCUACCGUACAUUGAAGAAGAACUAAAUAGAUUACAUCAAUUAGGGGUUAUCACCCCUGUAGAAUUUUCUGAAUGGGCAGCGCCUAUCGUCGCAGUGAAGAAACCGUCUGGCAAGGUUCGGAUCUGUGGCGAUUAUUCAUCAGGGCUAAACGCAUGGUUAGAGCCGCAUCAAUAUCCGCUGCACACGCCAGAAGAAAUUUACGCAAAGGUCGCGGGAAGUCAUUGUUUUACCGUAAUAGACCUAUCAGACGCGUAUCUACAGAUACCCGUCACAGCAGAGUCAGCCAAGCUGCUCACCAUUAACACGCAUAUGGGUCUGUUUACGUUCAAUCGACUCGCACCAGGUAUCAAAAGCGCUCCAGGAGCGUUGCAACAAAUCAUGGACACCAUAUUGGCAGGCAUAGAUGACACCGUCGCUUACAUAGAUGACAUCAUUAUAGGCGGUGCAACCUUUGAGAAACAUGUCGAAAACCUUCAUAAAGAGGCGCAACAGAUACAGAAGUAUAAAUUUCGGGUCCAGUUCGACAAAUGCAAAUUUUUUGCUGCACAGGUAAAAUAUUUGGGAAACAUUUUAAGCAAAACAGGUAUAAAACCUGACCCCACCAAAAUAAGCCGGAUUCUAGCACUACCAGAACCCAAAAAUAUGUCAGAAGUGCGAGCAUUUCUGGGCUGUGUAAAUUAUUAUGGAAAAUUCAUCGCAGAAAUGUCCAAAAUCAGAGCACCUUUGGACAAAUUGCUUCAUAAAAAUGAAAAGUUUAAUUGGAACGCUGAUUGCCAAAAAGCUUUCCAGCAAUUCAAACGCAUUUUAAAUUCAGAUUUAAUGCUUACGCAUUAUAACCCCAAUUUACCAUUGAAAGUGGCAGCAGACGCCUCCAAUAGAGGAAUCGGUGCGUUUAUUUGUCACGUUUUUCCGGACGGAUCAGAGAAGGUUAUACAACACGCCUCAAAAGCUUUAACGGAUGCAGAGCAAAAGUACUCGCAAAUUGAAAAGGAAGCAUUAGCAUUAGAUUUUGCGCUAAAGAAGUUCCACAGAUUUAUUUUUGGACGUAAGUUCACAUUGUGCACGGAUCAUAAGCCGCUAAUCGCAAUAUUUGGUAAAAAUAAGGGCAUCCCAACGUACGCAGCAAAUAGGCUUCAGCGAUGCGCACUAAUAUUGAUGAUGUACGACUUCAAUAUCCAAUACAUUAAAACAACAGAAUUUGGAUGUGUAGACAUGCUUUCGCGCCUUAUAGCCAAUCACACAAAGCAAGACGAAGACAUGGUGAUAGCUUGUACGCAAAUGGAAGAAGAAAGGAACACGAUUAUUGAAGACCAAUGUGAAAAACUUCCGGUGAGUUUUGAAAUGAUAAGAAAAGCUACAAAGCAAUGUUCAACGGCCCAAGCUGUCAUAAACGCAUUAUCAAAUGGAUGGAAGCAAGAAAUAACACCAGAAUUACAGCCACUUUAUGCACGGAAAGAUGCACUCAGCGUGAUUCAAGAGUGCCUAAUGUUUCAUGAACGCAUAGUGAUUCCGAAGAAAUUACAACUACGAAUUUUACGUCAACUACACAGAGGACAUCCAGGUAGAGAACGGAUGAAAUUGUUAGCAAGGAGUUACAUGUAUUGGCCUGGUGUGGACGAAGAUAUAGUCUCGUAUUCACGAAAUAGUCAACUUUGUGCAUCAACAGCAAAAAUGCCUGUAAAACAUACACUUCGAUCAUGGCCGUUAGCAACAAAACCAAUGGAACGGUUACACAUUGAUAUAGCAGGACCAUGCAAUGGUUUUUAUUACUUCGUAAUCGUAGAUGCAUUUUCAAAAUGGCCUGAAAUUUUUCAAGUAGAGAAUAUCACAACGCAAACAAUCAUUAGCAAGCUAAAUGAAACGCUUUCACGUUACGGAGAUUGUGACACACUGGUCUCCGAUAACGGCACACAAUUUACGAGCGGAGCGUUCGAACAAUUCGUAACAUCGCGGGGUAUUCAACACAUAAGGACAUCGCCUUAUCAUCCCCAGUCCAAUGGACAAGCGGAACGGUUCGUAGAUACACUGAAAAGGGCAUUAAAAAAUUAA